Messenger RNA from Phodopus roborovskii (desert hamster), 1711 nucleotides. RefSeq names its product TRAF interacting protein (gene Traip). The transcript has 15 exons. Bases 109 to 1521 code for a protein of 470 amino acids. The record is from RefSeq and is a predicted model, not a curated record. NCBI's taxonomy places the organism in Eukaryota, Metazoa, Chordata, Mammalia, Rodentia, Cricetidae.
AGUCGUGCGGUGGAGCGCAAUUUGAAGGAAGUGGAGUCGCGGAGCUGCAGCUACCACUGGAUCUGUUGCAGUUUCCCGGGCUGUCCUGGCCGCUUGAGUCGCGCCACUAUGCCUAUCCGUGCUCUGUGCACUAUCUGCUCCGACUUCUUCGAUCACUCCCGCGACGUGGCUGCCAUCCACUGUGGCCACACUUUUCACCUGCAAUGCCUAAUCCAGUGGUUUGAGACAGCACCAAGUCGAACCUGCCCACAGUGUAGAAUCCAGGUUGGCAAAAAGGCUAUCAUCAAUAAGCUUUUCUUUGACCUUGCCCAGGAAGAGGAAGGAGUCUUGGAUGCAGAAUUCUUAAAGAAUGAAUUGGAUAGUAUCAGAGCGCAGCUUUCCCAGAAAGAGAGGGAGAAACGGGACAGCCAGGCCAUUAUCGACACUCUACGGGACACGUUGGAAGAACGCAAUGCCACUGUGGAGUCCCUGCAGAACGCCUUAAACAAGACAGAGAUGCUGUGUUCCACUCUUAAAAAGCAGAUGAAGUUCCUGGAGCAGCAGCAGGAUGAGACCAAGCAAGCUCGGGAGGAGGCCCGCCGGCUCAAAAGCAAGAUGAAGACCAUGGAGCAAAUUGAGCUCCUACUCCAGAGCCAGCGGUCUGAGGUGGAGGAGAUGAUCCGAGACAUGGGUGUAGGACACUCAGCGGUGGAGCAGCUGGCUGUGUACUGCGUGUCCCUCAAGAAAGAGUAUGAGAAUCUGAAAGAAGCACGGAAGGCCUCAGGGGAGCUGGCUGACAAGUUGAAGAAGGACUUGGCUGCCUCCAGGAGCAAGUUGAAGGCUGUCUACGCUGAGCUGGAUCAGGCCAAGUUAGAACUGAAGUCAGCCCAGAAGGAUUUACAGAAUGCUGACAAGGAGAUCACGAGCCUAAGAAAGAAACUCAUGAUGCUGCAGGAAACCUUGAACCUGCCUCCAGUGACCAGUGAGACCGUCAGCCGCCUGGUUUUUGAGAGCCCAGCCCCUGUGGAGAUGCUGAACCCCAGGCUCCACCGGCCCUCCCUCAGUGAUGAGAUUGACCUCAAUGCUACCUUUGAUGUAGAUACCCCUCCAGCCCAGACCUCUAGCUCCCAGCAUGGCCACCCCAAGAAGCUCUGCCUGGAGAGGGCACGCUCUCCUGUGCAGGACAUUCUCAAGAAGAUACCCAAAGUCUCUAAGCAGGAGUCCCAGCUCUCACUGGGUGGCCAGCGCUGUAUAGGAGAGCCAGACGAGGAACUGGCUGGUGCCUUCCCUCUCUUCAUCCGGAAUGCUAUUCGGGGUCAAAAACAGCCCAACAGGACCACAGCAGAUUCCCGUUGCAGCACAGAUGUGGUAAGAAUAGGCUUUGAUGGACUUGGAGGACGAACAAAGUUCAUCCAGCCUACAGACACAGCCAUUAUCCGACCAAUGCCUGUUAAGCCUAAGACCAAGAGUAAGCAGAAAGUGAGAAUAAAGACUGUGAAUUCUUCCUCCCAGCCCAAGCUGGAUACCUUCCUAUUGCAGUGAGCAAUGGCAGAGUCAUGUGUCCAAUUAGUAGGCCAAGACCGUGGCCAACACUUCCCGGAGUGUCUUAGCAGAUGGCUCCUCCUCCUGGACUGUGCAAGAGUGAGAGCAGAAGCUGCAGUUCCUGUGUUUUCUUUGCCCUGCACCGCACUGGAUUCACCUCUGGGAACUGACAGGACCAGCUUACAGCUCC